AUGGAGCUCGAGUCGGCAGGCUCAGCCUCAAGUCCACAUGGAAAACAAGCUGCGUGCUUGAACUGUCGGCGGAGCAAGAUUCGCUGCAACCGCCUGACAGGCGAGUCCAGCUGCGAGAAAUGUAAGCAGACUAAUGCAGAAUGUAUUGUGCCCAACCACCAUCUGGGCCGACAAAAGGGUGUUAAAAAUAAACGCAAGGGUCUGGAGAAAGCGAUACAUCAGAUCGAGCAGGCGAUCAAACGGCCCAAACUCGACUCCAGUGACGAUGAUCCCCAAAAGGCCAUUUCAGUCCUACAAGAACUUCUCAGUCAAGUCCAGGGUCAGUUAAUGCAGAAUGAACAUGAACAUGAGCAUGAGCAUGGCGUUUCAGAGGCACCACAUUACACGCGCAUGAUAUCUCCACGUGAUACUCAUGCAGAGGAGAGUCUGGCCCUUGAUGAUGCAGAAAAUCCUCUGCAGCUGCUUGCUAGAGCCUCGGAUCUUCAGCUUUCGCCUACCGGGGUGCGACGUGCACAGAUGUCUCCACUGCCGUUAUCAGAGGGUCCAUAUUUCCUUCAGAGUACCCCUCGAGGUGAACCGAGCGCUAAAUCCUUUUUUGUUCCUGCAAGAGCAAAUUUGGAUGUUGGACCUGAAGUUGACCCUGUCGAGCUGGGAUUAGUCACAUUUGAUGAGUCGGAGUCAUUGUUCUCGUUCUUCUAUCAAAAUCUCGCACAUACUCGAUGGGGCCUCGAUCCUGUGAUACACAGCCCCUCCUUUGUACGUUCCCAGUCGGCUUUUCUUUUUACUUCAAUAAUGGCAGGCGCAGCCCUAUUUUUGCCGUCUGCUGCUGCUUUAUCCAAGAGAUUAUCGAGGCACUGCAAAUGGCUCGCGAAGAGAGUGGCCACUCACCGCUAUAAAUCUGUUGAGAUCGUUUUGGCUUUCAUGGUGAACGUUCCAUGGAUGUCCCCCGGUGAUAGACUAGGAGACGACGACACUUGCUCCUAUAUUGCCAUGGCUCUCACUGUUGCUCUAGACUUAUCUUUGAAUAAGAUUGUCUCGCCCUCUUCAAGCUUCGACCAAGAACUCAUGAAUCGUCUGGCACGGGCAGAGUGUAUUGAUGCUAAGAGAGCAUUGCACAUGGAUGGAUUUGAUGAUAUUGAUCCAUCUUCAGAGUGGGGCCUUAGGCUGUUGCGAAGACGUGAAAGAGCUUGGAUUGCGUUGUAUGUCGUUGAGAGGGGUGUUUGUCUUGCGCGUGGACGAAGCUAUACGGUACCUGCAACAACGCUCAUCGAAACAUGUGAUCGUUGGCACAUGUCCAACAUUGCAGACCCGCGUGAUGGUCCUAUGAAUUCCAUGGCAGUUCUUCGAAGAGACCUUGAUGGACUCUUUCAGCAAGUUAAAUCAAGCUGUGAUAGUUACCGCGUCGUCGUUACCGGCUCGGAAGCUGCUCAGUCGAUUAAGAAAACCAUUCAAACCUUCUACGAGCGGUGGUAUGCAACAUGGGCUUUGUCGAUUGGCGAAGGAGAUACACGCUCUCUACCGCCAUAUGUCGAGAUUCUUGUCACACAUACCCAAUUGUCCACCUACAGUGGUGUUAUAAAUCACCCAACAGCUCCAAUCGAAGUUAAACGUUUCUUCCGAGCCGCUGGUCUGUCGUCUGCAUUGAACGUCCUACGAGCAGCCAUUCAAGGCGAAUCUCGACUGAAAUCAAUGCCAAACAAUACUGUCAUAAUGAUCUCCUUUGCCGCAUGUUCUGCUCUCAGUCUCAGCGUAACACCCGGCGACAGCAGAUCCAGCCUGGCACCAAGCGUCCGAAAUCUCAUCGAAGAGACUGCCGGUGUCCUAGAGAGAAUCGGGGCAACACCGAGUCACCGAGGCGGCGCCUCUGUGCUUUACGGGAGGUUCCUGCGUGAGUUGAUCCGGCGUGCACCGGCUUUGCCUCUACAACCACGAGGAAAAAUAGGCAAAUUCGAUCCACCCGAGCCGGCAUUUCCGUCUGCAUGUCUGGAUCAUGGUCCGUUGCCAGUAACACUACCACCUGAGGAUAUCUGGUCUGAGCCAUUGCACUUCUCUGCCAUGUCUGAUAAUCAAAUCGUCGAUGCAGUCAACCGAGCGGGAACCGCGUUUGGUGCGUCAAUUCCGGAUGUGCCUCUUGAUGACAUGCUUAAUUGGGAUUGGCUUGACUUGGCCAAUUCGGAUUUCAAUUUUUAG
Messenger RNA from Penicillium vulpinum, 2190 nucleotides. RefSeq names its product Zn(II)2Cys6 transcription factor. Gene Ontology annotation, cellular component: nucleus. Bases 1 to 2190 code for a protein of 729 amino acids. The transcript has 7 exons. The record is from RefSeq and is a predicted model, not a curated record. Gene Ontology annotation, molecular function: transcription cis-regulatory region binding; zinc ion binding; DNA-binding transcription factor activity, RNA polymerase II-specific. Gene Ontology annotation, biological process: regulation of DNA-templated transcription. Lineage: Eukaryota; Fungi; Ascomycota; Eurotiomycetes; Eurotiales; Aspergillaceae.